Messenger RNA from Rotaria socialis, 801 nucleotides. The record is from the annotation of a GenBank genome assembly. Lineage: Eukaryota; Metazoa; Rotifera; Eurotatoria; Philodinida; Philodinidae.
AUGCUAUUCAAUCAUUAUUUUUUUCUUCCAUUUUAUUUCCUACCUGCAAUGCUCACGCAUGGUCUUCAAAUUAACGUGCUUGCAUUUAGCACUUCAUGUUGUAAAUUUCAAUCGAACUAUGCAGGGUUGACAAUAACAUUGAUAUUUAUUAUCAAUUGUUUUAUAUUUUUUGAUCGUUAUGCUAUAUCAUCCCGCUCUGUGCGUAUACGAUCGUAUAGUUCGCAACACAUUGCUCAAGCACUUAUUACUAUUGGAUUGUGUAUCUCUUUCGGUUUAAUUGGAAUGCCAGCAGCUAUCUUUUAUGAAUAUGUUCCACUUGGGCCUAAUGGAUCAUAUAUUUGUACAUCAAGAUCGAAUCGAUUUUUAUUAUGUGUCGCAAUGAUUUAUUUUCCUAUGCUUGAAGGUAUUCUACCGUUUAUUUUAGUCGUCGUUUUCUGGUUGUUAACGAGAAAACAAGUUCGAAAUGUUCACAGUAAAGAUUUAGUUCGACGUCUCGAUAGACAAAUAACGCGAAUGUAUUUAUUUCAAAUCCUGACAAAUACUACUGCAUCCGCUCCAUUUGCAAUAAUUAAUCUUUAUCGAUCAUUACCAUUGAAAACAGCUCACACUCAAGAUCAAGAAAAUACGGUGCAAUCUUUAUAUUGUACUGAUUUUUAUAUUUAUUUGGCGGUAUCAAAUGAGAUUGAAAGGCAACCCGUAGAAGUAUUGUGUUUUUGGCGUCGACAGCGGAUAACUAGUAUUACAUACAAUCAUGAAAUGACGUCAUUAAGAACUGGAAAGAAAAGUAGCACACAAUAUUAA